AUGUCAUUCCCUGCACCCGAAUCUCUCACCCCUGCCAAGUUUCAGGGUAUACUUGAAUACUUGCGGAUAUUGCUACAAAAUCUGCCAACUGCCUUGCCUGUUGGUUCUGCUUUCACAUCAAAAUACCUUGCAUUCUUGACAUUCAUGAUUGACACUGAGCUGCUAGAUCGUACUGGAAGCGAAAUAGGGGCCUUAAAUGAACAAUUCAAACAGAUUUUCGGAUGGCAAACCCGAACAACAGGAUCUGGAAUUGUGGCAAUUGAGGAGCGAGGAGAGCCUAUUUGCACAGUGGUUGAUGUACUUGAAGACUUUCAUGUCAGAUACCCUACAGAUAAUGUUAUCAAGAAGUGGGCAGUUGACAUUGGUAUUGAAGUACAAGAAGUCUACAGUCAACACAACAUCGAGCUCCCACCACAGGGCACAGCUACAAAGCAACAAAAGCAGACAUUGUUAGACUCUGUGUUGAGUACAUCCAACACUGCAGUCAACAAUCCCCAGACUGUUUUUGAAUCAUCCACGAGUUCGAGGGGCUGUCCUGUCCAUGCCCUAAUGCAAAAGCUCAUCAUCAAGACUACCAUCAUGUCCAAAGACAGCAAACCAAAGGUUUCCUGGAAGUGCAUUUUAUGUGACCAUUCGCAAAAAGGGUCGCCACAGGAGAGUUGUGUUCUGAAGCACUCCGCAACCUGCAAGAAGCUUCCUGUACAUCUUCAGAACGAAGCUAUCACUGCUUUGAAGGACACAUCACUUGGGGCACAACUCAUUGAACUCGAUGAUCAGUGCAACAUGGCACCAUCAGUUGAGAUACAGCCACAUAUGGAUGAGCCACCAGCAAAAAACGGCCUAAAAACCAGGUGGCUCUGA
This is a messenger RNA of Suillus plorans, 861 nucleotides long. RefSeq lists its product as uncharacterized. The coding region runs from base 1 to 861 and encodes 286 amino acids. Lineage: Eukaryota; Fungi; Basidiomycota; Agaricomycetes; Boletales; Suillaceae. The transcript is spliced from 2 exons. The record is from RefSeq and is a predicted model, not a curated record.